Vombatus ursinus (common wombat) is the source of this 2222-nucleotide messenger RNA. RefSeq names its product transmembrane protein 50B (gene TMEM50B). Lineage: Eukaryota; Metazoa; Chordata; Mammalia; Diprotodontia; Vombatidae. The coding region runs from base 295 to 771 and encodes 158 amino acids. The record is from RefSeq and is a predicted model, not a curated record. The transcript is spliced from 7 exons. Gene Ontology annotation, biological process: protein targeting to vacuole; late endosome to vacuole transport via multivesicular body sorting pathway.
CUUCCCGCGCCAGGAUUGGUCGCACGCCGCUUCGGUGCUCAGCUUUCCUUCUCUCCCAACCCAUCCCCUUUCCCACCGAGCCUCCGGCAGCCGGGGAGUUGGGAAAGAGGAAGAAGAGGAGGAGGUGGAAAAAUUGCUGGGGCCCCAGUCCGGGGCUUGAGCGGCAGAGGCUGACCGGAAGGGGUGGUGGAGGGAGAGGAGGAGGAGAGCAAGUUGGCCGGUAGGAAGGGAGCGCGCCUUCGGGAAGACUUCGGAUUUGGCAUCUAAUGAAAAAUCCAUGCAAAAGAAAUAGAAAUGGCAGGCUUCCUAGAUAAUUUUCGGUGGCCAGAAUGUGAGUGCAUUGAUUGGAGUGAGAGAAGAAACACAGUUGCAUCUGUGGUAGCAGGUGUACUGUUUUUUACAGGUUGGUGGAUAAUGAUUGAUGCAGCAGUGGUAUAUCCUAAACCAGAGCAAAUGAACCAUGCAUUUCAUACAUGUGGAGUAUUUUCCACAUUAGCUUUCUUCAUGAUAAAUGCUGUGUCAAAUGCACAAGUGAGAGGUGAUAGCUAUGAAAGUGGCUGUUUAGGAAGAACAGGUGCUCGAGUUUGGCUUUUCAUUGGUUUCAUGUUGAUGUUUGGUUCGCUUAUUGCUUCAAUGUGGAUUCUUUUUGGUGCAUAUGUUACUCAAAAUACUAAUGUUUAUCCAGGACUAGCUGUAUUUUUUCAAAAUGCACUUAUAUUUUUUAGUACCCUCAUCUACAAAUUUGGACGAACAGAAGAGUUAUGGGGAUAAAUCACUAAUUGCAUCAAAAAUCAUUUUGUUAUAUUCUAUAUGUAUGAAAUUUUCUCUUCCACUUUGAUUUACAUUUUGCUAGUGGAUUGUACAUUAAAUGUUGUCAAAUUGUUUUCCUUUUAUGCCAGUAACUACUUUGAUGUAGUUUCUACCCUUUAUUUCAUUUCAUAGAUUGUGAAUAUGUACAUAUAUGGAUGUAUAUAUUAUUAUAGAUGGUGGAAAAUACUUGUUUUUUAUUCUUGCACACUUAAGGCUUGAUCUGUGCUCUCUGAGCAAGGUUGCAUCAUGUCACUUUAGAGCUUAUUGACAAUGCUUGUGUAUGCUGUUUCUAACUACCGAAGAUGUGCAAAAAUAAAUCAGUGAAUAUCUGAAAUCAGCACUUACCCGUUAGUUCAGAAGGGCAUUUCAAUAAGUUGUAUUUGUUUUGGCAGAGAAAAUGAGCGUGUUUUGGUUUUUUCUUUUUAAUGCUUGCAUUAAAGUGGAACAUAAAUGUAUAUGAACAUUUUUUAAAUACCCAAAGGACUAAUUUGGAAAUAACUUUUGAAGAAAAAAUGUUUCUGAAUGGCAAGGCUCUGAAAUGGGAUAGUGUACAACUAAUUAGCUUAGAUUUAAUGUGGUUAAAGUAAAAUGACCACAAAACUUGGCAACAUAAUUCUUAGAAAAUGCAAGUAAAAUAGUCUGUGUAUUGUGCUUUUCUUUUUACAAUCUAUAGAUUAUAUGACAGCAUUAUAAGUUCAUGUUAAAGCAUAUUGGCUUGAAAGAAUCAAGAUUUAAGAGCGCAGAGUAGUACAACAGAUACUUUUACUGUAAUGGAAGGUAUAGGGAAAACAUUAAAAAAUAGUUUUACUUCCAAAAGGGUACUGCCACUAUGUUGUUUAAGAAAUAAGCAUUCUAUCCACUUAUUUGCAAGACUGAAAGCCCCUAUUCUAAUGUAUUCAUUGAACUUUGGGUGAACUGUUGUAAAAUACACUGAGAAAAUUUUGCAGGCAUGUAUCAUAUUACAAUCAUAGCUCUAAUUUAUUGAGUUGCAUUAGCCAAGUAAGCACAAAUACACAGUGUAGUCUCAAGGGAAUUGUUUGAAUAUUGUCACUAUCUCAUAUUACACUCUGACUUGUUACACAGGUUUUGGUUGUGUUUUAUUUUUCCCUGGUUUUACAGAUUAUUUUUCUUGUCUCUAAGACAGACUCUAUAAAACAAAUAGCAUUAAAAUGCAGCUUUAAAAAUAUGUUCUGAGAAUUUCCUUUGCACAGAAUAUGACGCAAAUUGUGGAAAGCUGUGCUAUUGUGUACACUUAAUCCUUUUUACUGCUUGUUUGUGUGCUUUUGUUUAAAAACCUUGGCAACCUUUUAUUUUCUCAAACUUUUAUUUUCUCAAAGCAUCUUUGAAGUCCCUUUUUAUGUCCCCUCAGUUGUAACUUAUUUUAAAUACAAUAAAUAUUUCUUUUAAGGGUG